AUGAACGGCAUGGACCGAAGUCUGAAGAGAGCUGACGACGAGGAACAAAUGGCGUAUGAGAUGUUCUUUGUAGACGGCAAAGUUCCAGAACGUGAUAAGAUGGGAGUCAUGGAUCUGAUCAAGAACCAAAUGUCCAAGGAUCUGAACAUGAAGAAAUGGGGUGAGAUGAGUUUCAAGAAGGUCAAGGUAGAUGAGUGGUGGUCCGAGCCGAAUCAGGUUGAGAAAGAUCGUUUUAUGAAGAUGCCUGGGGGUGGAUCUCUGAGGAAAGCAUUUACUUGGGAUGUCCCCAAAACCAAGUCAAGUUAG
This is a messenger RNA of Fusarium venenatum, 306 nucleotides long. RefSeq lists its product as uncharacterized. NCBI's taxonomy places the organism in Eukaryota, Fungi, Ascomycota, Sordariomycetes, Hypocreales, Nectriaceae. The record is from RefSeq and is a predicted model, not a curated record.